ACCUGCACAAAACCAGAGGCAACAAACUCUAAAGAAAGAAGACAGACAAAGGACACGCACCUAGCAUCUUGCCGGCCAUGGGGCCGGAAGAUUCACCGGCCGCCGGGGAGAGCUACUCGAAGGUCCUGCAGGGCCGGUACGAGCUUGGCCGCGUGCUCGGCCGGGGUGGGUCGUCCAAAGUCUACCGCGCCCGCGACAUCCGAACCGGCGUCUCCGUCGCCGUCAAGGCCGUCCGGAAGCCGCACCACCCGUGCUCUCCCGAGAAGGCCGCCGCGGCGCGCCGGUCCGUGGAGCGGGAGCUCGCCGCGCUCCGCCGCGUGCAGGGCCACCCGCACGUCAUGCGCCUCCUCGACGUCCUGGCAUCCCGCUCCACCGUCUACCUCGUGCUCGAGCUCGCCCGCGGCGGCACCCUCCUGUCCGCGAUGGACGAACGCGGCCGUUUCGACGAGCCCACGUCGCGCCGCCUGUUCGUCCAGCUCGUCUCCGCGCUGGCGCACGUGCACUCGCGCGGCGUGUUCCACCGCGACGUGAAGCCGGAGAACCUGCUGCUGGACGAGCACGGCGACCUGAAGCUCACGGACUUCGGGCUGUGCGCCCUCGCCGACCGGCAUCUCGGCGCCGAUGGGCUCGCGGCCACGCGCUGCGGGUCCCCGGCCUACGUCGCGCCGGAGAUCCUGUACAAGAAGCGGUACGACGCCGGCAAAGUGGACGUGUGGUCCUCGGGCGUUGCGCUCUUCUCGCUCACGGCCGGCUACCUGCCGUUCAACGACGGCAACCUCAUGGGCAUGUACCGCAAGAUCUUCUCCGGCAGAUUCCGGUGCCCCAGGUGGUUCUCGCCGGAGCUCCGGAGCCUCGUCGGCAGGAUGCUGGACCCAGACGCCGGCACACGCAUCAAGAUGGAUGAAAUCAUGGAGCACCCUUGGCUACAACAAGAUGGGACGUCGUCGUUUGACAUCAUACGAGCUCCUUCCUCUGAUCCUAGGCCGGAAGUGAUGAAAUGGGAGGCGGAAAUGGAGCAAGUGAGGGAGCUGAACGCGUUCGACAUAAUCGCGUUCGCGUCGGGAUGCGAUCUGAGCGGGUUGUUUGGGCCAUUGCCGGACCGGGUUCGGUUUGCUGUAGUAGGUGUGGUCAUUGCGUCGGUGCUGGAUAAGGCUGAGGAGAUUGGGCGCGAGGAGGGGUUUGUGAUGAGGAGGAAGGAAGAAGUAGGGUGUGGUGGGAUCAUGUUUGAGGCGAUCCAAAGGGAGAUCAUCGCCAUGGUUAGGGUUAGUCGUUUGUUAGAGGAAAUGUUGAUGGUUGAGGUGGAAAGAGCUAGCUCAAGUGAGGCACCUAAUCUGUGGGAGAGGCUUCAGCAAGGUCUUAAAUUCUCAAAUGAUUGAAUAUAAAUACUUCCAACCCAAUGUAAGUAGAUAUUCAUAAGAGAAAUUAGUGAUGGAAGUGCAUUGUUGGCACAUUAUACUAUGUUGGGAAAUUAGGCAAUUUCAUGUUUAAUUUCAAAAUAUAAACCAUGAUAAAAGCAAUAAUUAGCAUGCAUGUGUCAGAACAUACUUGAAGUACUAAAUAGCAUGAAGAACAUGGCACAUGCAACAGUAACCAUAAUUUAAGAUGGGACCAAGCCAUGACGCA
Triticum aestivum (bread wheat) is the source of this 1623-nucleotide messenger RNA. RefSeq names its product CBL-interacting protein kinase 22. The transcript has a single exon. Gene Ontology annotation, biological process: signal transduction; protein phosphorylation. The record is from RefSeq and is a predicted model, not a curated record. Lineage: Eukaryota; Viridiplantae; Streptophyta; Magnoliopsida; Poales; Poaceae. Gene Ontology annotation, molecular function: protein serine/threonine kinase activity; ATP binding. Bases 78 to 1376 code for a protein of 432 amino acids.